Messenger RNA from Aphidius gifuensis, 2438 nucleotides. RefSeq lists its product as uncharacterized. The transcript is spliced from 4 exons. Lineage: Eukaryota; Metazoa; Arthropoda; Insecta; Hymenoptera; Braconidae. The record is from RefSeq and is a predicted model, not a curated record. The coding region runs from base 148 to 777 and encodes 209 amino acids.
AGAGUUUCAAUACACUUACCACACUCGUUGUUCUUCUUUGUUUUUUAUAUUGUAUUCAUUCUUAUUGUUGUCAUAUCAUUUACUAAUUUUAUAUUAGUCAUAUUGUUGUUGAUCUAUUUUUGUAAAUAAAUUUUUCAAUCAGUAACUAUGCAUCGAUCAAUGAAAAAAGGUCGUUAUAGACAAUAUUGUGAGCGUUACUCAAAUACUGACGUACCUGAGCGAACAAGACGUCGUUUAUUAGCAAAAAAUCGUGAACGUCAACUAAAUGACUCAGACUCUGAUAAUCUGGAUGAUGAAAAUGAAAAGCAGAUAGAAGCUCAUCUAGUGAAAAAUAAUUCAUUUUCUCUCCGAGAUAUUUCCAUUUUGCCAACGUCAUGUGCAAGUACCAGUGAGCUAUCCAUAGAAAACAAUUUAUACGAAGCUAUUAAAAAUAUCACUUCAUCAAACAUCGAUCAUUUCGAUCACUCAUCAUUCGUAGAUGACACAAAUCUACAUCACGAGAACUCAUUUUUCCAAGAUGGCAUUGAGAAUCAAAUGAACAUUUCAACUAAUCAUUUUAUUAUUCCAGAAGACUCAGAGUCUGACGCAUCUAUCACAGAAGAUCAUGAAAUAGAAAAUCCAUCUUCCGAAAGCAGUACUGACGAAGAAUUACUUGAUAUUGAACAAAAUAACAAAGAUGCCGCGAAUAUGGAAAUGGAUAUCAGUGGAUUUCAACGGAAUCAUUCUAAUUACUCGAAAGAAAUAUUAAUACGAACUUUAUUAGUGCUUGUAUCAUAAUCUUACAGUUACGGCAUCAGAACAUAUAUCUCAGCUUAUCAGUAUCAUGAAUGAGAAUCCCGUUGGUUGUACAUCCAAGUAUUACUUUGAAAAAAUUGUUAAUUCAUAUUCAAUCCCGUUCAAAGUCCAUCAUUUUUGUCCAUCAUGUAAUCAAUAUGAAGGAGUAGAAUCUGACUCAAUGGAUAACGAUCAUGGAGAACAAGAAAUAAAUUGUUUUCAUUGUCAUAUAAAUAUUAAUAUAGCUGAAAACCGGCAGUCUGGUAGAAUUUUCAUGUAUUUGUCGGUAGCUGAACAAUUGCAAAAUUUUUUUGAACGUCAUCAUUCAGAUGAGUUAUAUUCUAACGCACGGACAAAAAAAUCAUUUGAUGCAAUUGAAGAUAUUUUUGAUGGGCAAUUGUAUCGAAAAAGUUUGAGUAAAGAAAACUCUUUUUCUAAUGAUACAAUAAGCAUUAAUUUUAGCGUCGAUGGAACACCUUUGUUCAAAAGCUCACAAACAUCUAUCACGCCUAUUUUGUGUACUAUAAACGAAAUUCACCCUAAAAAAAGAAAACAAAAUGUACUUAUAGCAAGUAUUUUCUUAGGCUCUAAAAAACCUAAUAUGAAUGCCUAUCUGACACCAUUCAAAACUGAAAUGACAAGACUAGCUAUUAAUGGAUUCAACUAUACGUAUAAUGAAGUUACAUACCAUAAGACAUGCAAAACUUUAGUUGGUGUAACUGAUUCCGUAGAACGGCCCGAAUUAAGAUGCAGUACAUCUUUUCGCGGUAAAAAUGGAUGUGGGCUUUGUACUCAUCCAGGUCUAGAAGUACCAAAAGGUAAAGGUUUCGUUCGAGUCUAUCCUAUUGAUAACAAAGGAUUACCUUUUGACGGAAUCGUACUACGUAAUCACAAAGAAACACUUCGCCACGCUGAAACGAAAGAAAAAGGUAUCAAAUGUCGGUCAAUAUUAUGUGGCAUCCCUGGUUUCGACAUUAUUAAAAAUCUCCCUGCUGACUCACUACAUGCUGUUGGACUCGGAGUUGCCAGGCAACUCGCGAAACUUUGGUUUGAUUCACAAUAUCACCAUAAACCAUUCUACUUUAGUCGUCACUUGAACGAUAUAGAUAACUUUUUAUUAUCAGUGAAACCAUCCAUUGAUGUCUCAAGAACGCCACGGAGAAUAUCUCUUCGUAAACAUUGGAAGGCACAUGAGUGGUUUAUAUGGCUGUUGUUCUAUAGUUUGCCUAUUUUGAAACUAUUAUUCCCUCUUAAGUAUGUCGAGCACUGGGGAUUGCUUGUUGAGGGAAUAUCAAUUUUAUUGAAAGAUUCGAUUCUCGAAUAUGAGAUAUAUUAUGCUCAACAGUGCCUAAUUCGUUUCGUUAAAGGUGUAGAAACAUUAUAUGGAGUAGAACAUGUUACAUUUAAUGUACAUUUGUUGAGUCAUUUGGCCCAAGGUUGCUUGGACUGGGGCCCUUUAUUCACGCAUAGUGCCUUUAUUUAUGAAAAUUACCAUCAAAUGUUGAAAAAAUAUGUCAAAAGCUCUAACUGUGCAAACCUGCAAAUUCUUAAAUCUUUCCGAUCGAAAUUAGCUUUUGAAAAAUUAUAUGAAGAAUGUAGCCCAAAUAUGACAUCAACUCAACAUAAAUUCUUAGAAAAUUUUGAAACAAAAAAAAAAAAAUACA